UUCAAAACAAAUACAUUGCGACAAAUUUUCUGUCAACAGGUUUUACCAAAUUUAGACGUUAUGAAUCCAUUAUUGAGCCCUGUGAUUCGGUUCAAGUAAAAUAAAAUUAAUCCAAGGGCUUGCACAUUCUUUCCUCUACCUGACGAUGUCGUCCAGCCAGGUCACUCCAGAGUCUCAAGUUCUGAAGCCACAGACCAGGUCAGCUGGAAGAUCUUCAAGACGUUACACACCUUAUCAUAAGACACCCAAGUCGCGACCUCUCCGUGUGACCCCGAGGGGUGUCCCUAGGACAGCAGCUGGAGAGGAAGAUUCAGCUGCAGCUGGUACAACUCCUGUUUCAGGGACUGCCAGAAGACGAGGUGAAGCUUCAACCACAACUGGUACAGUUCCUCAAAUUAAAGCGGAUCUGAAUGCCAUCCUCAACAAGACAUGGCGAGUGUAUAGAGCUUCACCUCUCUAUGAUUUCUCUUCUACACCAGCAAAGUUGAAGAAGUAUUCAAGAUUCCUUUCCGCACAUAUGGAAGCAGAGUCCAUGAAAGGAUUUGCUGUUGGAGUUGAGGCAGACAUUGCCAAGAAUGCCACUAUCAGUGUGUUCAAAGGUCUUCAGGUGAACCAGGCAGAUCCUGAAUCUCUUCAUAUCACAGUCAAAGGCAAACCAAAGCCGGGCAAAAAAGAGUUGCCUCUUGUUUUGGAAGCAUUCCUACUGUCUGUGAGUAUAGACCGUGAUGCUAGGAGAUUCGUGAAGGAGGAGUUCACAUACUAUCCUAUCUUAUUGGUAAAAGGUGCUAAAUCUCUAACGGGAUAUCUGUGUGCAUUCUUGGAGACAGAGUUCGACUGCUACAUUAAAGAAAUGGAGUUCUCAUCUAUGAACCUCGGAUGGAUGAUAGCCAUGUGGUCUGGAUUCGUGCCGGACAGAACAAGAAAACCUGUGCAGCUUGUAUUCAAAGUGCCAGACGUCUGCGAAGGCUUGAGUCAGAUUUCAGUUACUAUUGAUGCCCAAGACUGCAAGGACCUGUGGGAUUGUAUCUGUGAAGAAAAUGCUGAAGAGUUCCAUGAAGAGCAGGUCGUUGCUUUUAUGAAGAGUCUGGAAAGUCAUUUUUAUCAACAUUUUAAAAUCAAUUUAGCUAAACUCACUCUAUCACAGACUGCUACUGCAAUCGCUUUGGCUGGAACAGAGGGGAAAGUAAAGAUCUUUUCGAUGACACACCUGAAGACAGUGUUACAAUUCCUCACACAGUUGUCAUGGGAACGAUUUAUGGAUGCUGUCAUGAAGAGCUACUGAACAGUUUACAUCAAGUGCCAUGUUACUCUAUGUUGGAAGGAUUUCUCUCACCCAUCUGAUUCAGCCGAUGGGCCAUGGAUUUACGUACCAUAUCACAAAUGGAAGUUAUGGACAUUGUGAAACGGACUGAAUCAAGUCUGUGUAUGAUUGAUAGUUUUCUUCUACCAUUCAUGAUGCACAAAUCAUUUGGAUGUAUGUUUUGUGAACAGUUCAAUAUCAUUCACAACAUGACUUUUUACUGGGCACUAUCAUGUUUUGUCCUGUCUUAUUUUCAAGCCGAAGUCACGGUUAUGACAAGGACAUGCAACACAUGAACGAUGACAUGUGACAAUGUGAUCCCAUGAAAGCCAGCCUUACUGGUUUCAAAUCCAAGUGGUACCAACGAUUGAGGUUUACUUGUUAGUUUAGUUGUGAGAAGACUGGUGCCUUAUUAAAUGUCUUAUUAAAUGUCUUUUUAAAUUUUUAAGUUACCUUGAACAUGGCAACUAUAACUGAAAAGUAUUUUAGUAUUGACAGAGGUUUUUUUAAAAUUCAGCCCUUAUGAGAAUAUUUCUGUACAUGUAUGCACUGCAGUGAACCAAAAAUAUAUAAGGCAAUUGUAUAUUAUAGACUGUAACAUAGGAUGUAAUUAGACUUUUAUUGCAAUUAUGGUUCAAAUAUGUAAAUAAAAAUCUAUGAUCACAAAUCUUUCACUU
This is a messenger RNA of Lineus longissimus, 1977 nucleotides long. RefSeq names its product centromere protein L-like. The coding region runs from base 146 to 1282 and encodes 378 amino acids. The record is from RefSeq and is a predicted model, not a curated record. The transcript has 10 exons. NCBI's taxonomy places the organism in Eukaryota, Metazoa, Nemertea, Pilidiophora, Heteronemertea, Lineidae.